Adineta steineri is the source of this 885-nucleotide messenger RNA. Lineage: Eukaryota; Metazoa; Rotifera; Eurotatoria; Adinetida; Adinetidae. The record is from the annotation of a GenBank genome assembly.
AUGGGUGAUACAUUACACCACAACAAAUCGCUCUCCACACUAAAUCUCGGAGGUAAUCAAAUCCAAGAUGUUGGUGCACAAUGUUUGAGUGACGCAUUACAAUACAACACAUCACUGACCACAUUAAAUCUCGGAAGUAAUGAAAUCCAAGAUAUUGGAGCCCAAUCUUUGGGUGAUGCAUUACGACACAACACGACACUCACCACACUCUAUCUCUGGAGCAAUGAAAUCGGAGAUAUUGGAGCACAAUUUCUGGGUGAUGCAUUACAACAAAACAAAUCACUCUCCACACUAAAUCUGGGAGAAAAUCAAAUUGGCGAUGUUGGAGCAGAUUUUUUGGCUAAUGCAUUACGGUACAACAAAUCACUCACCACAUUAAAUCUUGGAAGUAAUGAAAUCGAAGAUGUUGGAGCACAGUCUUUGGCUAAUGCAUUACAGCACAACACAACACUAACAACACUACACCUCAAACAAAAUAAAAUUCGAGAUAUUGGAGCACAAUCUCUGGGUGAUGCAUUACGACACAACACGACACUCACCACACUAAAUCUUUGGAACAAUAACAUCGGAAAUGUUGGAGCGCAAUUUUUGGGUGAUGCAUUACAACACAACAAAUCACUUACCACACUAAAUCUCGGAGGGAAUCAAAUCGGAGAUAUUGGAGCACAAUCUUUCGGUGAUGCAUUGCUAUACAACACGACACUCACGACGCUAAUGCUCUGGAAGAAUCUUAUCGGAGAUAUUGGAGCACAAUGUUUGAGUGAUGCGUUACGAUACAAUACAACACUCGUCGAACUUGGCCUCUGGAGUAAUACGAUCGGGCAGAGUGCGCUGGUUGAAAUCAGUCAGUUUGUUGAACGUAAUCAAAGAGGAGCAAAACCGUGA